Messenger RNA from Ylistrum balloti, 3993 nucleotides. RefSeq lists its product as uncharacterized. Bases 1 to 3993 code for a protein of 1330 amino acids. The record is from RefSeq and is a predicted model, not a curated record. The transcript has a single exon. NCBI's taxonomy places the organism in Eukaryota, Metazoa, Mollusca, Bivalvia, Pectinida, Pectinidae. Gene Ontology annotation, molecular function: nucleic acid binding. Gene Ontology annotation, biological process: DNA integration.
AUGUCACAUGUUCAAUUCGAUCAACCAUGUUUUGAUUGGGACGCGAAGGAUUUAUAUCAGGAAUACCAGCGUUUCAAGCAACAUGUGGACUUUGUGUUCAAAGGUCCGUUGUCGAAAGCGGAUGACAAGGACAAAACCGGAUGGAUUGGAAUGUGGAUAGGAAGACAAGGUCGCGAAGUUUACAAAACUUUUGACUGGGCGGAAGGUGAACAAGAUAAACCCGAGGUAACUUUGAACAAGUUAGAAGCAUAUGUCAGGCCACGGAAAAACAAGCGUGUUGCGCGAUUCAGACUGAAACAGAGGAAACAAGCGGAAGGUGAGUCGUUUGACAAUUUUGUUAAAGACGUUCGCUUGAUAUUGAUGGAUUGUGAUUAUAGAGACCCGGAUGACAUUCUCAUCGACACGAUAAUAGAUGGUGUUUCAAAUCGUAAAGUACAGGAGAAAAUGUUCGAUCAAGGGCAAACUAUAACUCUCGAUAAAGCUCUAGAAAUUGGCAGACAGUUUGAAAUGUCUCAGAAACAGCUCAAAAUGAUUCGUGGUGAGGAACCAGUGAACAGUGUUGGGUUUAAAAACAAACAAAAACACAAGCCUGUACACAGUAAACCUAAAGUGAAAGUAGCGUCAAAAUCCGAGUUUGCGGGGAAAUCCAAAAAGUUUAUCAGUGGUGACAAGUGUACAAGAUGUGCGCGUGACGUCACAACCGGACACAAAAAUGGUGUAUGUCCAGCGAUAGGAAGCACCUGUAAUUACUGUCGUGGACGUGAUCACUGGAAAGUCGCAUGUCGCAAGAGACUUAAAUCUGAACUCUCUCAUGUUAAUACACUGCAGAAUAGUGCUGAAAAUAAUGUGACGUCCGACAGCUAUGAUACAGAUACUGAUGAACUUUUCCAGAUUUAUAGCCAUCAGUGUACUGAUAGCGGUGUAGAUGACAAGUGGCUAGUUGACAUUAGCAUUGGCUGUAAAACGCUAAAAUGCAGGAUCGACACGGGAGCUAGAUGUUGUAUUCUGGUGAAAUCGGAAUAUGACCGGAUCGGAGUGCACGGAAACGUCAGAAACUCGACGAAAGUACUUAAGUCGUACACGAAUCACAAAAUACGACCACUCAAAACUGUUACUUUACCAGUGACUUGUAAAGGUAAAGACGUUGAAACAGAUUUUGAAAUCGUUGAUCUAGAACAAGAGAACGUAAUUAGCGGUAAAGUCGCCGAGCAACUUGGUCUGAUUGAAAGAAUCGCAAACGUCAAUUGGGAGAAACAGUUUGAUGAGUUUCCUGAAAUCAUUAAAACUACCGGUACGCUGCCUGGGGAGUAUACCAUUAAGGUCGACCCUGACGUCAAAGGUGUCGUACACCCUGUUAGAAGGCAACCAGCAUCCUUGAAACCGCAAAUUAUCGCAAAACUCAAGGAAAUGGAGGAAGAUGGGUUUAUUAAGCGUGUUGACCACCCAACAGAGUGGGUAAGCUCGAUGGUAGUUUCGUUGCGUAAAAACAAAGUUCGCAUCUGCAUUGACCCGAGCGACCUUAAUAAGGCUAUCAAACGAGAGCAUCAUCCCAUGAAAACGAUGGAUGACGCUUUAGCUAAUAUUCCUAAUGCCACAGUGUUCUCCGUGCUGGAUGCAAAAUCCGGAUUCUUACAGAUCAAACUUGAGGAAAAAUCUUCAUACCUGACAACAUUUAAUACACCUAUAGGAAGGUUCAGGUGGUUACGCUUACCGUUUGGAUUAAAGUGUAGUCCAGAAAUAUUCCAACGUAUCAUGGACGAAAUGUUGGAAGGCAUCGAGGGUGCCAUCGCAGUCAUGGAUGAUAUUCUAGUCGCCGGAACUGACAUUCAACAUCAUGACCGCAUAUUACGUGAAGUAGUUGAACGCGCUUCAAGCUACAAUCUCAAGCUAAACUUUGACAAGUGUCGUGUGCGCAAAACGCGUGUGUCAUACGUUGGUCACAUACUGACUGACAAAGGUGUCGAAGCCGACCCCGAGAAGGUGAGAGCGAUUACGGAUAUGCCGGCUCCCUGUGACAAGGAAGGAGUCAGGAGAUUCCUAGGUCUAGUGCAGUAUUUAGCUAAGUUCUUACCAAAUCUAAGUCAAGUCGACGCACCGUUGCGCAUACUGUUGAAAUCGAACAUUGAAUUCACGUGGGGUCCGGAGCAAGAACGCAGCUUCAAAGCUCUUAAACAUUUGUGCACAUCGUCACCAGUUCUCGCAUUUUAUGACGUGAACAAACCAGUUCAAAUACAGUGUGAUGCGUCGAAAGACGGACUAGGUGCAAUCUUGAUACAGAAUGGUCAAGCCAUCGCAUUCUCGUCCCGUUCACUUACGGACACUGAGCAACGUUAUGCUCAAAUAGAGAAAGAACUUCUAUCGAUAGUCCAUGCUGCCACAAAAUUCCACUGCUACAUAUUUGGGAAAACGGUAACCGUGUACAAUGACCACAAACCGUUGGAACAGAUAUUCCGAAAACCUCUAUUAUCUGCCCCGAUGAGGUUACAACGCAUGUUAAUGAGACUCCAAUGGUACGAUUUGGACGUGAAGUACAUGCCCGGGAAGGACCUAAUAGUCGCUGACGCUCUCUCCCGAGCAUAUCUGCCUGAUAACAAGACAGAAAUCAACCUGAAAGGUGUUAGUUCUUUGGACUUUGUGUCAGUUAGCAAGGACAAAUACGUGGAAAUUGUACAGUGCACAAAGGCGGAACUACAACCCCUACAUGAAAUUAUUGUUGACGGAUGGCCCGACUCGCGAACAGAGACUCCUACUGCUGUCAAACCGUAUUGGGAUUCGCGUGAUCAACUGUCAAUAUCUGAUGGAAUUAUCUUCAAAGGAAUGAGGAUUGUUAUUCCACCUAGUUUGCGUUCGUACAUGCUCGAUCUAAUUCACGAAUCGCAUCUUGGGAUCGUUAAGUGCAAACAGCGUGCAAGAGAAGUCAUGUACUGGCCGGGUAUGAGUGCUGAAAUCGAGGUGAUGAUUCAGAACUGUGGAAAGUGUGCUGAGAUUCAAAAUAAACAACCCGCAGAACCUCUGAAACCGUCCGUUACGCCUGAUCUACCAUACAGUGAAGUUGGGAGUGAUUUAUUCCACUUUGAAGGAAAGAACUAUAUCAUUCUAGUGGAUUAUUAUUCAAAGUACGUCGACGUCGAGGAAUUACCCGACGCGACUGCCUCUGCUACAAUUCGUGCUAUGAAACGAGUGUUUGCGUGCCACGGUAUCCCGAAAUUACUUCGUUCAGACAACGGCCCAAACUUCACAUCAGCUGACUUCAAAACAUUCUGUGCUGACUAUGGAAUCGAACACAUAACAUCCAGUCCCCAUUUUCAGAGUUCAAAUGGUGAGGCUGAACGUGCUAUACAGACAGUGAAGCGCAUCUGGCGUAAAGCUGAUGAUCGUUAUCUAGCGCUUCUGGACUAUAGAACCACACCACUUAAUGGAAUAAAUCUAUCACCGUCACAGAUACUCAUGAGCAGGAGACCGAGAAAUAAAUUACCUGCUAAACGCGAGAUCCUUGAACCGUCUAUGAACAAUCGCCGCGAAAUAAAACGUCACUUCACGGAAGCGAAACAAAAGCAAAAACUUUAUUAUAAUUUGCACAACAAAGUCAAAGAGUUGUCUCCCUUGGUAAAACAAGAACCAGUGCGAAUGGCUCCGUUACCUGGAACAAAACUAUGGAAGCCUGCAACUGUUAUAGAACAUUCUGUGCGUCCGAGAUCAUACAUAGUGAAAUCUAAUGAUCAACUGUACCGUAGAAAUCGUAAACACUUGAGACGGUCUACCGAUCAUGCAAAUGAGUCGCUACGAUACAACAUUACCGAGGAAAGUGAUCAUGACUUUAUGAACUUGGACACUUCCACUCAAAGCAAACAAUCAAACUUGCCACCCUCCGAACUGACUGUCGCUUCGCCGCAAAAACAUUCUGUUAUACCUAAAAGCGAACCGAGUGUAGUCGAUAUACCUGUCACGAGGUCAGGAAGAAGGAUCAAACCGCCUGUGAAAUUGGACUUGUGA